Molecule: messenger RNA, 5373 nt
Organism: Physcomitrium patens
Lineage: Eukaryota; Viridiplantae; Streptophyta; Bryopsida; Funariales; Funariaceae
Product: pleiotropic drug resistance protein TUR2
Cellular component (GO): membrane
Molecular function (GO): ATP binding; ABC-type transporter activity; ATP hydrolysis activity
Source: RefSeq, a predicted model, not a curated record
CCAGGUCCACCAGUCUGGAUCACGCUUCUGUCGAGUGUAGCCCCCAUGCAAUUGGGUCCCCAUGGUGAAAUCUCGACAAUCAGGGCCCGUGGACUCAAAUGUGCCUUUCCCCUUGAAGCUUCUCAGACCAUCUGUAUCGAUUGUAUCAAUCUCCCUUUUUCUCUUGCAGCACCAAAAUCCCUCCGCACUACAAGAUUCUAAGACCCGUGCAUGGUUUCACUAGAACCGUGCUUUGAUGUCUUCAUUAUUUCUUCCAUCUUAUCUUCCCCAUCCGGCACAAUCGGGCACGCUUGGUGGUUGUCUAGCAUGGAAAUUUGAGUUCCGAGGUUGAAACUUUCCCGUUUAAGUUGUCUUUGUAUCUCCUGACAUGAAGAACUUCUGCAUCGCAGAGUGAACAGGCAGAUAUAAUUGAUCUCAGAGCUAUGACGAGCAGCUAGAUGAUCUGAUCCGAGAGGAAACGAGCUUCAUCAUGGCGGCCCCAGCCUCGUUGGAUGGUGUUCAAGAUUUCUGGAGCAGCAGGAGUUCAGAGAGGUCCUUCCGCAGAGGGUUCUCUACGAGCUGGGGCAUUGGUCCUGACAAUAUAUUCGGGCGGAGCUCUGCACUUUCAAGACGUACAGAGAGCGACGAUGAAGAAGCCCUCAGGUGGGCAGCUCUUGAGAAGUUGCCAACCCUAGACCGGCUCCAUACCACCAUUCUGCAGAAGCAGGUGAGUGGUAGAAUUAUCCACGAAGAGGUCGAUGUGCGGCGCAUGGGCUUUGUUGAGCGGCAGCAGAUAAUUGACAGACUUCUCAAGGUCACGGAGGAGGACAACGACAGGUUCCUCAAGAAAUUACGCGCCCGCAUUGAUAGAGUUGCCAUCAAGCUUCCCACCAUUGAGGUUAGGUAUGAAAAUUUGACGGUAUGUGCAACGUGUUUCUUCGGGGGGCGCACUUUACCGAUCCUAAGAAAUUCCACGCUCAACUUUCUUGAGGCUGCGCUUGACGCUACAGGGCUUACGAAAACCAGAAAGACGACUCUCAACAUUCUCCACGGCAUCAGUGGUAUCAUUAAACCAGCGAGGAUGACAUUGCUCCUCGGUCCUCCAGGAUCAGGGAAGACAACCUUGCUUCUUGCUCUAGCCGGAAAGCUUAACUCGGAUCUGAAAGCAAUGGGAAAGAUCGCUUACAACGGCCAUACUCUUGACGAAUUUGUGCCUCAGAAAACUGCUGUGUAUAUCAGCCAGAAUGACCUGCACGUGGGCGAAAUGACGGUGCGAGAGACCCUCGACUUUUCGGCUCGUUGCCAGGGCGCCGGAACUCGCCACGAUAUGCUUGUGGAAUUGGCCAGACGAGAGAAGGAGGCUGGCAUUUAUCCAGAACAUGACGUGGAUGUCUACAUGAAGGCAAUUGCCGUCGAAGGCCAGGAACACAACCUCCUCACCGACUACAUUAUGAAGAUUUUGGGGCUAGACGUCUGCGCGAACACGAUGGUCGGAGACAGCAUGCACCGGGGGAUUUCUGGUGGUCAGAGGAAACGUGUGACAACAGGCGAAAUGCUUGUGGGACCAACAGACGCACUGUUUAUGGACGAAAUUUCCACAGGGCUUGAUAGCUCCACAACAUACCAAAUCGUGAAAUGCAUACGCCAAUUAUGUCAUGUGAUGGAGUCCACCAUUUUCAUGUCGCUCUUGCAACCUGCUCCGGAAACUUUCGAGCUCUUCGAUGACGUUGUGUUAUUAUCCGAGGGGCUAGUUGUCUACCAUGGGCCUUGCGAACAUGUUCUAGAAUUUUUCGAGGGGUGCGGGUUUCAGUGUCCAGAGCGGAAGGGCAUUGCUGAUUUCUUGCAAGAAGUGACAUCCAUCAAGGAUCAGGAGCAAUAUUGGCACGACAAGAGUCGCCCCUAUACAUUUGUUUCAGUGAAACAAUUCUCCGAUCAUUUCAAGUCAUUCCACGUUGGGCAGAAGUUGGUACAGGAGCUCGCUGUCCCCUUCGACAAGCAACAAAGCCACAAAGCUGCCCUCAAGUUGGACAAAUACUCCGUGGGCCGCUAUGAGCUCUUCAAGUCGAACUUCGCCAAGGAAUGGCUGCUAAUGAAGCGCAACUCAUUCGUAUACGUUUUCAAGACAAUCCAAAUCGGAAUUGUGGGGUUGAUAUCGAUGUCCGUGUUCUUCAGGUCGACUUUGAGUCAGAACUCGGAGGAAGACGGGCUCCACUACAUGGGCGCCAUCUUCUUCGGCAACGUGAUCAUCAUGUUCAAUGGCUACGCUGAGCUCUCACUCACGCUUGACCGUCUCCCGGUGUUCUAUAAGCAACGGGACCUAAUGUUCUUCCCUGCAUGGGCAUAUGCCUUGCCCACCUUGGUGCUGAGUUUGCCGUCAUCCAUUGUGGAAGCAGGAAUCUACUCCAUCCUAACCUAUUAUGAAAUUGGCUACGCUCCCGGAGUUGUCAGGUUUUUCAAGUACUACUUGACAUUGUUUCUUGUGCACCAAAUGGCGGGCGCAAUGUUUCGCAUGAUUGCCGGAAUAUUUCGCACUAUGGUGCUGGCCGCCACAGGAGGCACAUUCCUCUUGCUCAUCAUCUUCAUGUUGGGGGGGUUCAUCCUACCCCGCUCAGAAAUUCAUCCCUGGUGGAUCUGGGGCUACUGGAUCUCCCCGCUAAAUUACGCACAAAGCUCCCUGAGCGUCAACGAAUUUCUCGCACCGCGCUGGAGCAAGCCUGUUGACGGCACAAUGCACACGCUAGGGAGGGCAAUUCUCGAGAAAAGGGGGAUGAUAGCACACAAUUACUACUAUUGGGUUGGAGUGGGUGCCUUGGUGGUCUCCACAUUCCUCUUCAACAUCGUGUACUCCAUCACCCUCUCCUACUUGAGCCCGCUCGAGCAGUCGCAAGCAACCAUUUCAGAAGAGGCCUUGGCAGAGAAACAAGCAAAUCUUCUGGGUACGAAACCAUUGCUCUCGGGACGAAACAGUAGCAAGUCCCGGAGCAGAACCAAAGAUCCAACUGUGGCUUCCAAAGUGAAACAAAACCCCUAUGCAUCUAACGACACGAAUGGGUCAAAAAUCGAAACAGAGACUUCAGAACUGAAUGCCUUUGUAAAAGAGGGUGAUGGAUUGAACGCACGCCCCCAGAGCGUGAAAAAGGGGAUGAUAUUACCGUUCCGGCCGCUGUCGAUUUCCUUUGACUCCAUUAGGUAUUAUGUCGACAUGCCUGCGGAGAUGAUGAGUCAGACAACCGAGACUAGACUACAGCUCUUGCAUGGAAUUACAGGGGCUUUCAGACCAGGAGUUUUGACAGCGCUCGUGGGAGUGAGCGGCGCAGGGAAGACUACUCUCAUGGAUGUGCUGGCGGGAAGGAAAACAGGCGGCUACAUCAAGGGUGACAUUAGAAUCUCUGGGUACCUGAAGAAACAAAAAACAUUUGCUCGAAUUGCAGGGUACUGCGAGCAAAAUGACAUUCAUUCGCCACAAAUGACUGUGCGGGAGUCGCUUGUGUUCUCCGCUUGGUUGCGGCUGCCAGCGGACAUCAACAACGAGAUGCGUGAGCAAUUUGUAGACGAAGUUAUCGAUCUCGUGGAGCUGAAUUCCUUGGAAAGUGCUUUGGUGGGACUGCCGGGUGUUACUGGCCUGUCAACGGAGCAACGGAAGCGUCUCACUAUCGCCGUGGAGUUAGUAGCGAACCCUUCUAUCAUCUUCAUGGAUGAACCCACAAGUGGACUUGACGCCCGCGCUGCUGCCAUUGUGAUGCGCACUGUACGCAAUAUUGUUGACACCGGCCGCACUGCCGUGUGCACCAUACAUCAACCCAGUAUCGACAUCUUCGAAGCUUUCGAUGAGAUGCUUCUGCUAAAGCGCGGUGGGCGAACAAUCUACAUGGGACCUCUUGGUCGCCAUUCCCGCGAGCUAGUGGAUUAUUUUGAGGCCAUUCCUGGCGUUCAGAAGAUCAAGGAAGGAGUCAACCCCGCCACCUGGAUGCUUGAAGCCAGCAGUGUUUCUGUGGAGACUCAACUUGGCAUCGACUUCGCUGAAAUUUACGCAGAAUCCUCUCUAUGCCAGAGAAACAAAGCUUUGGUGCAGCAGCUCAGCACACCAGAACCGGGCACGGAAGACUUGUACUACCCAACUCAAUACUCUCAACCUUUCGUCGUACAAGUGCGAGCAUGCUUCUGGAAGCAAUGGGUGACUUACUGGCGAAGCGAGUCCUACAAUAUGGCUCGUUUCGUGUUCGCCAUCACUUCGGCAAUUCUUUUCGGCACUAUUUUCUGGAACAUGGGCAAGGAAACAUCGGAUGCGGUGAGUCUUUUGAGUCUCAUGGGGUCGAUUUAUGGUGCUGCUUUGUUCAUCGGAGUUAACAAUGCCUCCGGGGUUCAACCCGUUGUGGCAAUCGAGCGGACCAUUUUUUACCGAGAAAGAGCUGCAGGGAUGUACUCUGCAUUUCCAUACGCCAUAGCCCAGGUGCUGAUUGAGACACCCUACUGCUUCGUUCAAACUAUAAUGUAUGCCUUGAUAACCUUCUCCAUGAUCGGCUUCAAGUGGGGCUUCAUGAAGUUCUUCUGGUACACCUACGUUAUGUUCUUCACCCUCCUUUACUUCACUUACUACGGGAUGAUGGCUGUUUCUCUCACCCCUAACCACCAAGUUGCCGCUAUCAUGGCUUCUGGGUUCUAUUCCAUCUUCAACCUCUUCUCCGGAUUCGUGGUCUUCAAGCCGGAUAUUCCCAAGUGGUGGUCGUGGUACUAUUGGAUCUGUCCCACAGCCUGGACUCUAUACGGGGAGAUUCUCACUCAGUUUAGCGAUGUCACCUCACCUGUUCUACCCAUCGGGGUUAUCGACGUUCCUGAGAACUAUAUCCCCAUGCGACAGUUUCUGAAGAUGAAAUUCGGCUUCGAACGUGACAUGCAAGGCCUGGUGCUUGCAAUGCCUGUGGUCUUCACCGUCCUCUUCGCACUUGUGUUCGCUCUCGCCAUCAAGUAUUUGAACUUCCAGCAGCGAUGAUCGGUCGUGCAGGAUCACAGCAGCAACAUGGCUGGAACUAGUGACUCCAUGUCGUAGCUAGUUGUACAUGAUUCCUCACCCUGCAUGGGUUGUAUUAUUUUGACUGGUGAAUCACUCAGAGCAUGGAGAUGUUGCCACAUCUUUCGGGUACUCUCGCUGCGGAAUCUCCUGCAAAAACACUGCAUCAUUCUUUGACAAAUCAGUCGACGCUCGUGAGUGUUACCAGGCAGACCUCCGCUUAGUCGGUAUUGAUAACACGAAUGUGUAUAUUUUCCCUGAUUCUUGAACUGCUUCCAUAAUUUCUUCACGCCUUAAUAUCUAGAUUUAUUUAAAUUGCACACCUUCGUAAGAAUGUUUCAAUCAACUUGAAGGAAUAUGAUUGUUGCAACUGAUCACACACCUCA